CAUACUCGUCGUGUGAGAUAUUGAUUCCCUAUGUAAUUUCAUCUUCGACCAUAAGCGAGAGGAAAGGGACCUAGACCCGUUUUAGCCGUCAUACUUCACUGUGACUCCUCGGAUUAGUCCCCACCAACCAAAAUAGAGACGAUAUAGGACUCCAAAAAGGCCGCAAGACCACCUGAGCCCACUGCCUACCGCGACGCUCUCGAAGACAUGUCAAGGUUGGAAAUGCUGCCAGACGAACUGGUGGUGGAGAUUCUCGACCACCUUGUUGGACUGAGAACGCCAGAUGAGCACGUAGCGCGCGGACUCUGCGGUCUCAGUCGAGUAAGCCGCCGAUUGCAUCACCUCGCUACCCCUUACCUCUAUUCGAUCUACUCCUUCUAUCAUGGACACCCAUUCAACUUCCUGCACUCGAUAUCGACAACGCCGGCUUUGGCUGCUCAUGUCAAGGCCAUCCAUUGGGAUCACACCGUCGACAACUCAAUUACCCUGCCGUACAAACGCCAAAGUUACCAAUUAGACCGAACGCCCACCAUCAGGAAACUACGGGAGCUGGGAACGCCGUGUGCGGAGGACCUAGUGAAAGUGCUACCGUCUAUCAAGGACGAGGCUGCUCAACAAGUGCUAGACGCGGUCCUCAUGUUCACCCCGAAUCUGGACCAUCUGAUCGUUAGCGAGACGUUUCGAUGGGAUGGCCAUGUGUACUGGUUCAGACCCAUCCUCCAAGAUCCGCACCGGUUUGGCCACCUCAAAUCAGCCUUCAUCCACGGUCCCAUGAGGAUAGAGAAUAUCGCACCGCUCCUCACUCUUCCUUCGAUGCGCCAGCUUCAUCUCACUCAAAUCAUCACUAUGCGUCAGAAGCCCGGUCAAUCUUUCGAAUGGGAGGCGCCUGGCGAAAGAUUCCGCGAAAUUACCGAAAAGAACAGCUCGCCUAUCGAGCAUCUCCAUCUCCUCGCCUCUUUUCUCAGAAUGUCAGAUUUAAAAUGGCUACUGCGCGCUUUCCAGGGCCUCAAGUCCUUCGUUUACGAGCAAAAACCCCAUGUGAUGCACGGCCCCUUCUUUCGCGAUGCUUACAUGGCCGGCAAAUGGAGCAGUCACCGUUACAUGUCGCUAUCCACCCACUUGGACCCCCACAAGCAUUCACUGGAGUACCUGCGACUCGAAGACGCGUUUAUGCUCCUGGAAAACCUCACUAGAGUCCUCAGCAGGGAGCCUUUCGAGAACCUGCGCACUCUCCAUGUCGCACAAGUCCCGUGCUACGCCAUCCCCCCCGAGGAGAUCUCACAAUUCGUAAACUCCAUCCCCGCGUCCUUAGAGUCUCUGCGCAUAGUUUCACGCGAGUCCACUUCGUUCUGGCCAGGACAAAUCAGCAGCGUCGACAUAUUCGAGAGGGCGCUAUACCUCAUAGCAAAGCGUGCGAAGGAAGGCGAGCUGCCUAAUCUGAUGAAUGUCGCUGUUGUUGAUUGGCAUCCCUGGCACGGAACUUUCCCGCCGGAUGUGCACCGAAUCAAGAGCGUGUUUGCGGAAGCCAGCGUCCAAUUUGACAGCAUGGCGGCUGUGAUUGAAGAAACUAAAGACGACAUAAGUUAUCUUGAGGACGCUGAACUGGGUUGGCUGCUCGUUGAAGUACCGGAGGGCAUCGCGAGGCGGCUCAGCUCAUGAUUGAUAAGAUAGAUCGCAUGUCAAUCAUCCACUUUUCCACACGUCUAGCUUUAUAGCGAUCUAGUGUUUAUUGGGCCAGCCAUGUGACAACUCGACCUCAGACAAGAAUCAAUCAAUUCCCCUGCAAUCUCCUCAUCCGCUCCUCAGCCGC
This is a messenger RNA of Trematosphaeria pertusa, 1810 nucleotides long. RefSeq lists its product as uncharacterized. Lineage: Eukaryota; Fungi; Ascomycota; Dothideomycetes; Pleosporales; Trematosphaeriaceae. Bases 208 to 1659 code for a protein of 483 amino acids. The transcript has a single exon. The record is from RefSeq and is a predicted model, not a curated record.